Molecule: messenger RNA, 1323 nt
Organism: Candidozyma duobushaemuli
Lineage: Eukaryota; Fungi; Ascomycota; Pichiomycetes; Serinales; Metschnikowiaceae
Gene: AVT7
Product: Avt7p
Exons: 1
Coding region: 1-1323 (440 amino acids)
Biological process (GO): amino acid transmembrane transport
Cellular component (GO): fungal-type vacuole membrane
Molecular function (GO): L-glutamate transmembrane transporter activity; L-lysine transmembrane transporter activity; L-tyrosine transmembrane transporter activity
Source: RefSeq, a predicted model, not a curated record
AUGGUGGAAAUCACCCAAACAGCAUCUCCGACCUCUUCCCUUGUGAGUCUUAUAAAGACUAUAUCAGGAGCAGGCCUUUUGUCGAUUCCGUAUGCAUUUUCGACCGAUGGCUUGAUCGCUGGUGUUCUCAUUAUCGCCCUUGCUGGUAUUACCUCAGGCUACGGCUUGUUCUUGCAGGUUUAUGUAUCGAAAUACGUUCCUGCUGGCCAUGCAACAUUCUUUAAUUUGUGCUCCAUCACUUAUCCUACGCUCAGUGUGGUAUUUGAUUUCGCUAUCGCAACCCAGUGUUUCGGCUGUGCUAUAUCCUAUUUGGUCUUGAUAGGUGAUUUGAUGCCAACCAUCAUUACUUCAGUACCAUUCGUCAGCCUGGACCAUUACAAGCAGUUCUGGAUAUUGGUUUCAGCUGUUUUAUGUGUCCCACUUUCGUUCCUCCGAAACUUGGACUCCUUGAAGUACACCUCGGUGCUCGGACUUACUGCCAUUGGGUACAUGGCGCUCCUAGUAGUCGUUCACUUCUUGAUCGGAGAUGUUCCAGAGUCAUACAAAGGUGGAAUUGUCCUUUUCCCUGAUUCGGCUACCAAGGUUUUUUCCACCUUCUCAAUUGUCGUGUUCGCCUUCACUGGCCACCAAAAUAUGUUCUCAAUUAUAAACGAGGCUAAGAAUAAGUCGCUUUCAUCCCUCAGCACCCUAGUUAACCUUGCUAUUGCAAUCCUGGCAGUGCUUUUCAUUAUCAUUGGCGUCGCAGGCUAUUUAACCUUCGGUGAUCUUGUCAAUGGUAACAUCAUCUUGCUGUAUCCAAGCGCAUUUUCAACGACCGUGGGGAGAUUCUGUAUCGUCUUCAUGGUGGUAUUUUCAUUCCCCUUGAUGAUCCAUCCAGCUAGAAUAUCUGUCAACAACAUCUACUUCUGGGUUUUGGUCAACGUGCUAGGUAGAAAGCCAGACGAGCCAGCUGAGGACCAGGACGCACUUUUGCACCCAACCGAGGAGCGUGAUGAAACCGCUCCUCUCAUACCAAAUUCAAAAGCUUAUAUCGUUCCGUUCCCCGACUCCACCUUUUACAGUAUUACAGUGGUCUUGCUCUUGGUGGGUUACACAGCUGCAGUGAGCAUUAAAUCUUUUGCACUUGUUCUUGCAGUCGUGGGAGCGACCGGUUCCACAGCUAUAUCAUUCAUCUUGCCAGGUCUUUUCGGCUACAAAUUGAUUGGGUCGGAAUCCGAUGACCCUAGCAAGCUCGAGCAAACGCUCAAGAACCUUGGUCUAGUUCUUUCAGUUUGGGGUUUCAUGGUGAUGGUCGUUUGCCUUUAUUCCAGUUUGGCAUUGUAG